UCCUUCCUUCAUCCCUUCCUUGUAUCUCUCUCUCUCUCUCUCUCUAUCUAACAAGUCUCAGCUAUGAUGGCUCUUCAACUAUGGGAGACCCUGAAAGAAGCAAUCACAGUAUACACUGGUCUUUCUCCGGCCACAUUCUUCACAACCGUUGCCGUUGCUCUUGCCUUUUACUACUUUAUCUCAUCUUUCUUUGGUUCCUCCUCUAAUCAUCAUGAACGACCUAGGGCUUACGAAGAAGAGGUCGAGCCUCUACCUCCUCCGGUUCAGUUGGGAGAGAUAGAUGAAGAGGAACUCAAGGCGUAUGAUGGAUCCGAUCCAAAGAAACCUCUGCUCAUGGCUAUCAAGGCUCAGAUCUAUGACGUUUCUCAAAGCAGGAUGUUCUAUGGUCCUGGAGGACCUUAUGCCCUGUUUGCUGGUAAGGACGCUAGCAGAGCUCUGGCGAAGAUGUCAUUCGAAGUGGAGGAUCUAACCGGAGACAUAUCUGGACUCGGCCCAUUUGAGCUUGACGCAUUACAGGACUGGGAGUACAAGUUCAUGAGCAAGUAUGUCAAAGUUGGAACAAUUAAAAAGACAGUAACCGAAACAACAGCAGCAGAUCCUGAUACAAAGGAGGAGAAACCUGCAGUAGAUGGUCCAGCAGAGAGCAAAGAGGACGUCACCGUCGAAGGAGAAGGAGCCAAGGAAGAGUAGGGCUGUGUAAUUCGACCCCCCCCCACCAUAACAGGGGGAAUAUGCAUGUACUAGUGAAAAGGAAAAACAUGUUUGUUUAAUCAUAUAUAAUGACUCUGAGGUUUAAGGUGUUUGUUGUAGAUCUGCUAUUUAUUCUAGUCUUCUUCUGGAAUUUCUAUCAUAGUUUGUAGAUCUUGCAAGCCCUUUGACUUGAUUGAGCCAUCUUCCUUUGGCUAUGAUCUCAAAAUAAACAUUUCUUCAA
Messenger RNA from Impatiens glandulifera, 931 nucleotides. Its product is annotated as membrane steroid-binding protein 1. Gene Ontology annotation, cellular component: endomembrane system; membrane. Bases 64 to 690 code for a protein of 208 amino acids. The transcript is spliced from 2 exons. The record is from RefSeq and is a predicted model, not a curated record. Lineage: Eukaryota; Viridiplantae; Streptophyta; Magnoliopsida; Ericales; Balsaminaceae.